CGUUCUAUACUCGUGUUUUCAUUUUUUCAUAUUUAAAUCGAAAAAUCAUGGAAAAUUCUCAUGAUUAUCGAAAUAAUGAUGCUGAUGAUUAUCCCUCGGAUUAUGAAGUAGAAUUGAAAAAUUCAUUAGCUGAAUCUCGUAGAUGUAAUCGUAAAUGGAUACAAUAUGCAGAACUCUCUUCAGAUGAAGAUGAAAGUGACAAUGAUUCUCAUGAAUGGACAAGCAUUACCGAUUCUUUAGUUGAAAAUUUUGAACAUUCUAAUUUACUUAUGACCGAUUCCAGCUGUGAAUCUGAUGUUGAUCCAUCAAGUGAUUCUCCUCAUGAAUCGACGAUUGAUGAUUCAUCAUCAGAACAAACCACCGAUACAGAUUCUUAUUUUUUUGCACAUGAAUGGUUUACCGAAGAUGAAUCCGAUAUUGAUUAUGAUGACCAAAUUUCUGAUGAAAUGAACAAUGUUAAGGAUGACGAAUCAAUUAGUUCACAUGCAGAUUCACAAACAUGUUCGGAAAAACGAAAUUUUCAAACAAUGAAUGAUGUUAUUGAUCAUGAAAAUAAUAAUCAGCAACAUAAACGUUUGAAAUUUCAAAAUGAUACGCAUUCAAAUCAAUAUAAUCAUGAAAUGAACAUUGAAAUUUCCAUGAAAAUCUCUGUGACUGAUGAAGACGAUUCUUCUACCGAUAGUGAUUCGAAUGAUUUAUCCAGUUUUAAUGAUACUGAUUCUUCUACCAAUGAUAAAACUAAUGUCGACGAUUCUCAUGAUAGCAAUGACAUUUUAGAUGAUGAAGAAUUGAAUUCAAUUAAGAUUUCUCCAAUAAAGAUAGAGAAUGACAUUGUCAACGAAAAACUUACUGAAUGCCAAAUAGAAAAAAAUGAGAAAUCAUCCGAUACCAUUAAAGAGUGUUUGACUAAAAAUGACGAUUCUAAUUUGCCAAAUGACGAUGAAACAUCUAAAAUGUCUCAAAUACCUUCUUUCCUUGAUCAUCCUCCGUCCAACAUACUGACUAGAAGACGCAUUCGAGAAAUAUUCCAUUUUCAAGAUUUGGAUUUGGACACUCAAUUGGCAAUUCAAAUGGAAGAGGAACGUUCUAAACGUAUUAUGGAAAAAAAUCGAAUACUUGAUAAAUUUGCCGAAUCUGAUCCUGAUUUUGAUUCACGUGUCAUUUUAGAAUUUGAUCCGCUAAAUGGAAAAGUAUUGCUUGAAGUUGAUCAAGGCAUCGUGAAAAUUUUAAAACCUCAUCAACGUGAUGGCAUACGUUUCAUGUAUGAUUGUACUAUUGAAACUUUUGAUAGAUUAUUAAAUCAUCAACAUCAAUCUGGCUGUAUUCUUGCCCAUUCAAUGGGAUUGGGUAAAACAUUACAAAUAGUAGCCUUCCUUCAAGCCAUUAUGACUAAUCCGAUCAUCAAUAAAUUUAUCCGUAAAGUUUUGAUCAUCGUACCGUGCAAUGUUCAAAAAAGUUGGGUAGAAGAAUUUUCUAAAUGGAAAAAUGAAUACAUUGACCAUAAAGCAUUAAAUUUAUUCGAUUUAUCCAAUGCUAAGACAAUACCGGAACGUAUUCGAGUGUUGGAACAAUGGCAUCAAAAAGGUGGCAUAUUUUUGCUCACCAUAACCAUGUUUCGUCUUUUGUUUACAAGUAAAAAAAAGGAAUUGAAGCUAGUACAACCAUCAUUACGGAAAUUUUUACUUGAUCCUGGUCCUGAAAUGGUCAUUUUUGACGAAGGUCAUCUGUUGAAAUCAAGCAGUAGCCAAAUCAAUAAUGUUGCAUCACAGAUUCGUACGCUUCGACGAGUGGUUCUAACUGGCACACCAAUGCAAAACAAUUUAGGUGAAUUUUAUGUUAUGGUUGAUUUCAUAAAACCUCGGCUUUUGGGUUCAAUUGAAGAGUUUCGGAAUCGUUUCGAGAAUCCAAUCAAAAAUGGACAACAUAUCGACUCAACCAUUUUUGAUGUGGCCAUAAUGAAAAAACAUGCAUUCGUUCUGCAUAAAAUGCUAUCAUUCUCUAUCAAUCGUUGCAAUUAUAAAGUUCUUGUUCCAUUUUUACCUCCCAAGUACGAAUACGUGCUUUAUCUUCGAUUAUCGUCAAUACAAUCAAAAUUGUACAAACAUCAUUUAAAUUCUUUAUUAUCUUAUGAUAGUAAACACCUUAUCAAAGAUUUCUGGUCAUUUGCUAAAAUCAAUAAUCAUCCUGUAUUGUUUUUAGAUCCCAGCGAUGAAGAUCUCACAACAUGCGAUACUGUUGAUGAUUACAAUGAUGACGAUAAAGAAAGUAAACCAAAAUCUUCAUUGAAAACUAGAGCCAGCAAUAAUACUGCACAGAAAACAUUGGUUACUGCUUCGGGAUAUUAUAAACAUUUACUUGGUGAUGAACUAAAAAAUCUAGAAGAUAUCGAUACAAGUGUUAAAUUCACCAUCACCUUUGCCAUACUAGAUCAUUGUCAAGAAAUUGGUGAUAAAUUGUUAAUCUUUUCACAAAGUCUACGCACUUUAGAUCUAAUUGAAAAGUUACUAAAAUCGAUAAAAGGUAAAUGGGAAAAAGGUGUCGAUUAUUUUCGUAUUGAUGGCUCAGUGAAAAUUGAACGAAGAGAUCUUAGUACUAAACUUUUGAAUGAUCCAAAAAACAAAAAAGCUCGUCUAAUGUUAAUAUCAACACGUGCAGGUGGUAUUGGCAUAAACCUUGUUGGAGCCAACCGAUGUAUCAUUUUUGAUUGUUCAUGGAAUCCAGCAAACGAUGUUCAAGCUUUAUUUAGAAUUUUCCGUUUUGGACAGGUGAAACCUGUCUAUAUUUAUCGUUUAGCUGGCUAUGGUACAAUGGAAAAUCGUGUCUAUCAACGACAAAUUUCUAAACAAUCAAUAUCAGGUCGUGUCGUAGAUUUAAAUCAAAUACGUCGACAUUUUACUCGUAUGGAAUUGGAAGAGUUAUAUACAUUUACUGAAAAACCGGAUAAAAUUGAGAUUCCAAUUGUACCGGUUGAUCAAUUAUUGGCAAAAUUAUUGAAAAAACAUCUGAAUAAAAUAAUCUCAUAUCAUGAUCACGAUUUUUUACUUGAAAAUCUUCCCGAAGAACAGCUAAGUAAUGAUGAUAAACUAUUAGCAUGGAAAGAAUGGCGAGACAAAUGUUUUGAACAGCAAAAUAACAUCGAUGAUGAUGGUGAUACUGUUGAAAUCAAAAAUGAUCCACCUAAACUUAAUGAUGAUGAUGAUGAUGAUGAUGGAAAACGACAAUGA
Dermatophagoides farinae (American house dust mite) is the source of this 3224-nucleotide messenger RNA. NCBI's taxonomy places the organism in Eukaryota, Metazoa, Arthropoda, Arachnida, Sarcoptiformes, Pyroglyphidae. The record is from RefSeq and is a predicted model, not a curated record.